Messenger RNA from Adelges cooleyi (spruce gall adelgid), 2447 nucleotides. Its product is annotated as zinc finger protein 761-like. Gene Ontology annotation, molecular function: DNA-binding transcription factor activity, RNA polymerase II-specific; RNA polymerase II cis-regulatory region sequence-specific DNA binding. Gene Ontology annotation, cellular component: nucleus. Bases 239 to 1702 code for a protein of 487 amino acids. NCBI's taxonomy places the organism in Eukaryota, Metazoa, Arthropoda, Insecta, Hemiptera, Adelgidae. The record is from RefSeq and is a predicted model, not a curated record. The transcript has 5 exons. Gene Ontology annotation, biological process: central nervous system development; regulation of transcription by RNA polymerase II.
UUGUGUCCAUAGUUUAGCCCAAGAAAAAUGUGGUGUAAUUGAAGAGUUAUAUUAUUUUGUGUACCUAUGCGAUAUAAUAAAAAUAAUAAUGUUAAAUUAAGUGUGUGAUUUAAUUGGAGUUAAUUGUUUUAGCGACUACGUUAUAAAGCCCUGGCAUCUUCGGUCUCUUCGUAGCUGUCUAGUUGCAAUUAAUACUUUGUUAAACAAGAGACAAGUCCAGCAUAAGAAUCGCGACAUUAUGAUUAAAGUAGAAGAUGAAUAUGAACAGUCCAAUGAGCGACCUACCAAAGCCAUUGAGGAUAAAACUAAACCAUCUUAUAAUCAAGCUUCAGAUAAUGCUAUGACAACCCAAAAUGAUCCACAAAUAUCAAUUGAUGGCAAUACUUACAAAGAUAACGAAAUUAAAAUUAAAAUUGAGAUGGAAGAGUCAUCCGAUAGUUUUUACAAUAUGUUGGACGAAAUAAAAGAAGAAGAAAAUGAUCCGCUUAAAGAGCAUCUUUCCAAUGACUUCCAACAAUCUUCUUGUUUUCAAAUAUCAUAUAAUAGUUCAGCGGCAACUCGAAACAGCUAUCAACAAUUAUUGGACAGAAAAACAAACAAUGUUGGAGAAACAUGCAACGAAAUAAUCGUGAAAGUCGAAGCAGAUCUAGUAGAUGGAAAUUAUUUCGAAUCUGUGAUAGAGGUAGAAAAACAUUGGCUAUUGGACAAUACGAUGAACUAUGAUUCGGACAAAAUACGAACAUAUGGUUGCGACCUAUGCCAAAAGUCGUGUAGCACUAAAAAGAAAGUGGCUCGUCACAUGACAGAAUCACAUGGUGUGAACUCAACUCAGGAAAACACUAGAAAACAAGUCGUUAGAAAUACACUCAGUAAUCAAAAAGCAUCAAAGAAAAUAAAUGAAACUUCAAAACAACUGCGAUCAUUCCAAUGUAAUUAUUGUCAUAAGUCUUAUAACACCAAACGACAAAUUGAAUUACAUAUCGUUCAAGAUCACAAAAGUACACUUAACAAUAUUUCGCUCCAAAAACCACAACAACGCAAGCGGUUUACUGAAGAAUUUAAAUCGUUUUCUCAAAAAGGCAAUCUUAAAAUUCACAAUCGCCUGCACACUGAGAAAAAGUCCUACAAAUGCUCAAUAUGUCUAAAAUUAUUUUCUCUAAUCUGCAAUCUCAAACAACACCAACGCGUGCACACUGGAGAAAAACCCUACAAAUGUGAUGUUUGCCUAAAAUCGUUUUUAUCAAAAAUAGAAUUAGUGCGCCAUAAACGCAUUCACACUGGAGAAAAACCCUACACAUGUAAUAUAUGUUUUAAGUCAUUUUCUAACAACAGCAACAUCAAAACACACAAACGCGUUCAUACUGCAGAAAAACCCUACAAAUGCGAUGUGUGCCUUAAGACAUUUUCUCUUAACAACAACCUGAAAACCCAUAAACGCCUGCACACUGGUGAAAAGCCUUAUAAAUGUCCCGUAUGCAAUAAAUCAUUUUCUGAUGGAACUACCCUAAGAAGACACAAACAAUGGCACACCGGUGAAAAGCCCUAUAAUUGUGAUAUGUGCUCCAAGUCAUUUUCGCGAAAGUCGCGUCUCAAAUCACAUGAACUCCUGCACACUGGUGUGAGACCGUUUAAAUGUGAUUUGUGCUGCAAAACCUAUACUAUUAAAGACAAUCUCACAACUCACAAACGCGUGCACCAUUAAUGUUGCUAGAUUAUUAUUAUCUCUUGACUUUCAUUGCUAUACUAGUAACUACCACAAUAUAACUGUAAAUUGUUGUCAUGUCCAAAUAUUAUUUUAUUGUUUACAUGAUGUGUGCUCAAAUUAAUUUUCGCGAAACUCGCAUCUUAACGUUUGCCAACCGGUAAAUAAAAUAAAAAUUUUUAUUAUUGUUUUAUUCACCUACAACUCGGUACAUUUUUUAUAUAUUUUUAAUUUUUUUUGUAUGGUAAUAUUUAUAAUAUUUACUCUUAAUCUAUGAUCGUAUUGCCUACUAAUUACUUGCAAUAUUCAAUGUUAAAGAAUACACUUUAAAAAAUAAAUAUGAUCGCUACACUUUUAACUGCUAUGAAUGUCAUAUUUGUUUUAGUACUAUGUAAAUAACAUUGUAUAUUAUACUUAAUUAGGUAUUGUAAUUUUACUUAUUAUAUUUAUUAUUAUGUGUUUGAAAGAGUGUAUUUUAACGGUUGGCUGUAUAUUCUGACAUAAGUUUUAAGUAAAAAAAAAUUCAACACUUUUUUAAAUAAGGAAAUAUAUUUUAAAAUUUAACAUUUUCCAAUUAUUCGAAAUUACACUUAUACUUUUCUAAAAAAUUGAUUGACUUGUAUUGUAUGUUAUAUUUGGCACUACCGAUGUACAGUUUGAAAACAAACAAUCUCCUUACCUAAGACACCAUAUAAAAUUGUUAUUUUUAUUUAGAAUUUAAAAUGUAAGGUUGUUCUACCGUUUU